Molecule: messenger RNA, 579 nt
Organism: Calypte anna (Anna's hummingbird)
Lineage: Eukaryota; Metazoa; Chordata; Aves; Apodiformes; Trochilidae
Gene: SCX
Product: scleraxis bHLH transcription factor
Exons: 2
Coding region: 1-579 (192 amino acids)
Biological process (GO): developmental process; regulation of transcription by RNA polymerase II
Molecular function (GO): protein dimerization activity; DNA-binding transcription factor activity, RNA polymerase II-specific; RNA polymerase II transcription regulatory region sequence-specific DNA binding
Source: RefSeq, a predicted model, not a curated record
AUGUCCUUCGCCAUGCUGCGCUCGGCGCCCAGCCGGUUCCUCUACCCCGAGAUCAGCAUGCUGUCCGAGGACGAGGAGAACGGGAGCGAGAGCUCGGGCUCGGAGGAGAAGCCCUACCACCACCUGGACCCCGAGGGCUACGGCCUCAAGGCCUCCAAAGCCCGGCGGAGCCACGGGAAGAAGCCCGGUGCCCGGCUGAGCCGGGAGCCCCGGCAGCGGCACACGGCCAACGCCCGGGAGCGCGACCGCACCAACAGCGUCAACACCGCCUUCACCGCGCUCCGCACCCUCAUCCCCACCGAGCCCGCCGACAGGAAGCUCUCCAAGAUCGAGACCUUGAGACUGGCCUCCAGCUACAUCUCCCACCUGGGCAACGUCCUGCUGGUGGGGGAAGCCUGCGGGGACGGGCAGCCCUGCCACACCACCCCGGCCUUCUACCACCAUGGAGGAGGAGGAGGUGGGAGCCCGCCCGGACGCGACGCCGAGAACUCCCAACCCAAACAGAUCUGCACUUUCUGCCUCAGCAACCAGAGGAAGCUGAGCAAAGACCGGGACAGGAAGACGGCGAUCCGCAGCUAG